CUGCUAUGAUGACCACAACGGCAAAUGCAUGAGACGAUGGGAGGCGGGCUUUUGCGACUACACGGACGACAAAGCCUGUCAUCUCCAGCCUUCUCAUUGGCCCUGUACCUGCUGUGCCUCUUGCGAAGGACCGAACCAGAACAACAGCUGCCAGCAACAAGGAAAUAACUGCCGGAGGUCCUGCAGAAAGGAUGAGUAUUUCGUCUGGUGGCACAGCUGUUCACACCAAAAUUGCAGGUGCUGCCGAAAAUACUGCCAGGAGGACACAUGUGCCAACGGGAAGGGCCGUUGCUUGCACAAGUCCCACAAACGCCCCAGGGGAUGGUAUCCUUACGGAUCCUGCAAGGGACUCGACUGCAUGUGCUACGUCCCUUGCUCCUACAGCAGAGAAUGCAACAGGAACGGCGGUUUCUGCGAAUGGAAGGGCGCCAGGUGUCCUUUGGGAUACACAGAAGACAACUGCAAGUGUCACGAGGAUGCUUGUAGGUGCUGUAGUGUUGUCACAGGACCAAACGUUCCUGGCGGUGACGAUGGCGUUAUCAAGGUCAGGGCAAGCAACCACAUGGAGGUGGAGUUUGCAGGAGGUCGCGGGUCUAGAGGCGACGCCGUAGCAGAGCCUAAGCCUAUGGACGAAGCUGCAGCCCAGUCCCUGCAGGAAGAGAACGCCUCGAAGGUUGAUGGCGCUGCGGGUCCAGAAUCAGGACCUUCAGAGCAUUAAGAAGAAGAAGCAGCAGCUCUGUAGUGGAAGCUGGGUUGAUAGGCAUAGGGAUGGGGUCAGCCAAACAUUGUGAAGAUCCUCUAAGGCUUCUAAAGUUCAUUCAGUCGAGGACUGCUGACCCAUAUUAAGCAUAGCAUAUGUUACAAUGAAUUAUCCCUCACUAAUGCUAAGUUUAUUUCAUCAGAGCUUGACUGUUCAAUAUUAGGUUGCCUACAAAUUUAACAACAGAGUAAAUAAACAUAUAUUACAAUGAAUUAUCUCUUGCUAAUGAUAAAAUUAAUUCAUAAGAGGAUUGCUGCUCCAUAUUAAGUUGUCUACCCAUUUAACAAUAGAGUGAAAAAAAAAUGUUUAAAUAUCAUUUGAUACGGUGAAAUGCACCCUCUUAAUGGUUGUAAAAUUAUGGCAGUUAAUAUAAUUACUUAAACACCACCAAA
Molecule: messenger RNA, 1152 nt
Organism: Macrobrachium nipponense
Lineage: Eukaryota; Metazoa; Arthropoda; Malacostraca; Decapoda; Palaemonidae
Exons: 4
Coding region: 29-718 (229 amino acids)
Source: RefSeq, a predicted model, not a curated record